ACCAAAUGCCAAUAAUUGAUCAUUCUCUUCCUAAUAAUCCCUUCUGGAUUCAAGCUGUCACUCUCUCUCUCCUCUCCCUCUCUCUCUCUCUCUCUCUCUGGCUAUGCCUUCUCCUUCUCUUCAAUAUUCCAAAACCAUAACCAUUGAUCCUCUUCACCUUCAAAGUUCAAACAACCUAUGUUUUAACAACCUUAAAACCAAAACCUUAAAAAUCUCAAAAAUAUAAAAACAAAAAAAAAAGACAAGAGACCAAGCCAUGUUCUCCUUUCCUUGGAUCAUAAUUCAGUUUCUUCUUCUUCUUCUUCUUUCAACCUCUUAUUCUGCAUCUGCAACCUCAAGCAACUCCAAUGCAACAACCAUCUACGAGGUUCUUCGCGACCAUGGCCUCCCCAUGGGGCUCUUCCCAAAGGGCGUGGAGGAAUUCGACGUUGACGACGAUGGUCGCUUCUGGGUGCACUUAGAUCAAGCUUGCAACGCCAAGUUCGAGAACGAGUUGCAUUAUGACAGAAACGUUUCUGGGUCUUUGAGUUACGGUAAGAUCGAUGCUUUGACCGGGUUGGAGGCUCAGGAUCUGUUCCUCUGGUUCCCUGUGAUGAGCAUUAGCGUCGAUGUUCCUAGUUCUGGGUUGAUUUACUUUGAUGUUGGUGCUGCUUUUAAGCAAUUCUCGUUGUCCCUUUUUGAAACGCCACCUGAAUGUGUUGCCGUUCGCUCUGAGGAUGCUCAUGCUCUUUCCCAGGGUCAAUCCGGAAGGCUCCGGUAUCAACUUGAUCAGGGAACUUCUGGAAGAGAUGUUCUAUAGACCAUGGAGGAAGGGAUGAAUGAAGUUUUUAUGUUGCACAAUCCUCAUGGAUUCACCAAUCUAAUAGGUCCAAUGAUUUGGUCCUGCUGUGUUGUUUGUGUUAUCUCCCCAUAUAGGGCAGAGUUAGUGUAGUAGAGGCCGCACUUGUCUUGGUAAUUAAUUGAUUUAUAGGUACUUAUAAAGGGAAGCAACUAGAUAAGUCUCCAGAAUCUGUUUCUAAUGGAAAAGAUAGAGCGAGAAUGGAGCAAUUUAUUGAAAUGGAUUCAGGUGACAAGUCUGCAAGAUUUUGUUGUGUGUUAAAUGUUGUUGUAUUAUAAGAAUACAUUGGGUUGUUUAGUUGAAUCAAAUUUAUUAUAUUAGUUUAAAAUAGACAGAACCAUAUGCACUUUUGAUAUGAAAUUCAUGA
Messenger RNA from Gastrolobium bilobum, 1205 nucleotides. RefSeq lists its product as uncharacterized. Lineage: Eukaryota; Viridiplantae; Streptophyta; Magnoliopsida; Fabales; Fabaceae. The coding region runs from base 257 to 799 and encodes 180 amino acids. The record is from RefSeq and is a predicted model, not a curated record. The transcript is spliced from 2 exons.